AGGCGAAGGAGGCGAAGGGGGAGACGAGGAGGAGGCUGCUGCUGCCUGUGUCUCUCUGUGUCUCUCUCUGCGUCCAUCCUCCCCGGAGCCCUCUCUCUCUCCUGCAAAGAGUCCCCUCGGAGCCCACCAGGCCAGAGAUCCUCGGAGCCAGCCAUGGGAGUGGAAGGCUGCACCAAGUGCAUCAAAUACCUCCUCUUCGUCUUCAAUUUCGUCUUCUGGUUGGCUGGAGGAAUAAUUCUUGGUGUGGCAUUGUGGCUUCGUCAUGACACAAAGACAACAACUAUCUUGGGCUCAACAUUAAAUGACCAUCAGGCUCCUAACACAUAUUAUGUUGGAAUCUACAUUCUGAUUGCUGUUGGGGCAGUGAUGAUGUUUGUGGGUUUCCUGGGAUGCUAUGGUGCCAUUCAAGAGUCACAGUGCCUUCUGGGAACAUUUUUCACCUGCCUUGUAAUAUUGUUUGCUUGUGAAGUCGCUGCUGGAAUCUGGGGCUUCGUUAAUAAAGAUCAGAUUGCCAAAGAUAUCAAACAGUUCUAUGAUGAGGCAGUGAUUGAAACAAAGUCAGAUAAUGAGAACAAUUCAAAGGCAGCAAAAACAGUUGUGAAAACUUUCCAUGAAACGCUAAAAUGUUGUGGCACGGGUUCAUUUUGGGAGCAACUAUACACCCUGACAAAUCAAGAUGACCUCUGCAGUAAAGGAAGCCCAACUUCAGUAUUGACAGAUGACUUGAACUGUCAUGCAAAAAUUGAUGAGCUGUUCUCUGGAAAGCUGUACCUGAUUGGUAUUGCUGCCAUUGUGGUGGCUGUGAUCAUGAUCUUUGAAAUGAUCUUGAGCAUGGUACUGUGCUGUGGCAUCCGAAACAGCUCUGUCUACUGAGAAGUGGAAGGGCAGGGGCGAAGCAAUGGAGCCGAAGGGACCCCAGAGUGCCACUGUAAGACCAGGAGACACUUCCAACAAAACACAAAGAAAAUUAUGUAUAUAAAUAUUUCAGAUAUUACCGUACAGUACUUAUCAUUCUUACUUGGAAGUCUUCUUCUUUCUGUUUGUUUUAAGGGAGGGAACUGGGGGGGGGGGGGGGGGUUUUUCUUUUUUUUUUUUUUUUGUAUAUUUGUGGCAGAGUUAAAAAGACACAUCAGUUUGUGUGGUAGAAAAGUUAUUAAUGCCAGUGAUUCCAGGCCUUUUAUCAAAAAUAGCUUCUCUCUCUUUCUCUCCCCUCCCUUCUCCCCACCCCACUGUUCUAGUACUACCAACAUGGAAUUAAGGAGACUUUCCCCAUUGAUAGGUACUUUUAUGAAGAAUGUGUACACUUCCUGUGUUUGUAUUCCCCAGCGAUCUGGGGGAAGGGGGGUGUUGCGCCAGUUCUCAGCAUUUCCUGUUCUAACAUUCUCUAUUGUGACUUAUAAAUAAUCUUGUAUUCUUACUCUAAAUAGUUGAGCAUGUGUGGAUACAAGAAUUCUCCCUUGAAGUAAUGAAGAUAUUGCUUUUAGACCUAUUCCAUGUUGAGUAUCCCUUAUCCAAAAAAAUCCAAAAUGUUCCAAAAUACAAACCUUUCUUCAUGGGUGGCAGAGAUAGUGACACCUUUGCUUUCUGAUAGUUCAGUGUACACAAACUUUGUUUCGUGCCAAACUUAUUAAAAAAUAAUGUGUAUAAAAUUACCCUCUGUCUAUGUGUAUAAGGUGUAUAUGAAACAGAAAUCAAUUUCAUAGUUAGACUUUGGUCUCCAAGAUAUUUCAUUAUAUGUAUAUGCAAAUAUUCUGAAAUCCAAAACAAUUCUAGUCUCAAGCAUUUCGGAUAAGGGAUACUCAAACUGUAUUUCCAGUGCUCCUCCUCCAUCCAUGAUAUUUUGUAAAUGUAUAUAGACCCCAUUAACAUGAAAAAUCCUUAAUGUCUUCUGGAGUCACAACAUGGAUGUGUUAAAUCUAAAAAUCUCACAAGGUAUUAAUUUAUAAUGGAGAAAGAAUUUAAACCCUGAGCUCAUCUGUUAAUUGGGAUCCAAACUAUUUGUUUAUAUGAAUAAAAAAACCAAAACUAAAGUAGGUCUGAUAAUGGAAUGUUGAAGCUUUUUAUAUCUUACUGCUAUGUUUACAUGAUUAGUUCAGAAUGCAAGUGCUGUCUGAUGUCAUUCACUUGGUAAAUGUGUAAUACUUUAAUGAUGCCAAAAGCUAUCUGUGGAAGGAAUUCAGUAGAAUAAUGGCUGGAAACCUGUUCAUUGAAGAUGCAGUUUUUAAGGAGGCACCUGUAUUUGUGCCUUUUUAAAAAGCUAGACUAAUAAACGUGGAGAAUAGCCAAUGAGAUAUAUAUAUAUAUAUAUAUAUGAGUAGGACACUGCAAAGAGGCCUUGUUUGUUACCUAGCACCCACUAACCUCUUCCUUAAUAUAGAAUUCUCCUACCCAUUGUCAUUGGUUUUUGAAACUCAUGAUGAAAUGCCACAGGCAAACCCUACUGUCAUCCCCAUUUAGUAGCUGAAGUUUGCCUUCUAUGUUCGUUGCAAGUUGUAGUUCAUGAAGAUGUAAUUUUAAUCCUGGUUUUAAUCUGCAGCGUUGCUUCUGAAAUGGAGUAGAUUCUGUGCCCUUUAGAAUUGUGGAAGAAACAAAAAGGAUAUAAAUGUACAAUGAUUCAUAAAUAAUUUUACAACUCUAGUUGCAAUGCUUUUAAUUCACAUUCAGGAGACCAUGUAUGGAUUCUGUACCCCUUGAUGCAUUUCCUCUCUAAAUACAACAGUGGGGGAAAACUAAAGGCUCAGUACAAAUAUACUGUUAGAAUAACCUAGGCAUCUCAGAAAACUAAACAAAAGAUUGGUCAGAGUUUCAGGAUCUCCACCAUCACACCCCACAAACCUUUUUUGUCCUUAUGGCUUGGCUAAAAUGGACUCCACUAUCUAGAAUCCCCUUUAAAAGUUACCCUAAUCAAACUCUUAAGAAACAGUAUCCCAAGAAUUUGGGGGAGGGGGGAGCACCUCUUUUAGCCUUAGAAAUAGCCUUAAAGCAACACUGCCCUGAAUGUCAAGCUUUGCAUGCACUGGAAACAAAAAAUGAUUCUUCCAACCUACCCCACCCUUCAAAGGUUUUGAGGGUCAUAUGUUCCAGUAUAAUAUACUUUGUGUACAGUUUUUAGGUAAUCAACUAUGCAUGUACAUUUAGUUACACACACAUACACACUUGCAUUGUGGCUACCAGUGUGCAGGAUGGAUAUGUGUAACUCACUGCCUUUUGUCAAGUCUCCCAGAGAAAUGUAUAUAAAUGUACCACUAAACAUUUUUUUUCUAAUAGUGUAUGUUUGAUAUUGUUUAGCAUGCAGGUGUUGAUUUGUAAACAGCCAGUGCUUUGUUCUGAAGCUUCACAAGUCUCUCUUCUAAAUGUAAUAUCAGCAUAUUCUUGGGACAGAGAACACACUUUCUUGUAGACUGAAGGCUGUAGUUCACUAGUGAGGCUUAUACCGCAUUGAUGAGGAAGAUGAACUCCAUUAAACUUUUUCUGGAGUUUUCUGUGUGCAUGGCACCAGCUGCAUCCUACAUAUAAAUGUGUAUAGCAAUGUCAUAUCGCUUUUGUUUUGUAUUGAUUUUUGAAAAUGGAAAGCUUCUUCUGGAUGGUGUGGUUUUCAACUAGGGGCUUAACAAGGUUGGGUACACAUCUGGAACUUCAGUGAAGAAAGCAGUGUGUAGACUGUGCUACUCCUCCGACUCCAACUCUCUGGAGGCUGCUUUUUAUUAAUCUUUUUAAUUUUACAUACUUACAAAUAUUGAUAUAAGUAUAAUGUGUGUUCCUGAGAGGUAAGCAAGAUACCAGAAAAUGGAUAAUAAAAGUGCUUCUGUGCAAGUGACUUUUAAGUUGCAGUUUUUGCCUUCUGCAGAGAGACAAAUGGGUUGGAAAUAAAGCUCUUAAAGCUAGGAAUAGUCCCGUAAUUGCAUCUUUUUGUGCUCCAGAAAAGGUGAGAGAAGGUAAUACAUAGAAGCUAUUAAACUGUAAAAUUGUUUCUGGGCAGUAUUACUUUGAACUUUAGUUGAUGAACUAAAAACAGAUCCCUGACCUGUUAGGGUUUUUGUUUUUUUUUAAUGCAGGAUUUCUUAGGGUUGUUUUUUUUUUAGCAGAGCUCAUGUUUACUGUCUAUAAAGUGUUAACAGUCCAUGAUCUGUGGUUGGUGCAUUCAUGUAAGCUGGUCUUAGGUCUUCUUUCAGUGCCAGUAAUGACACGAACUGUUGCCAUUUUCCUUUGAGUGUUUGCAAAGAACUAGCAAGAGGGAGGUACAGAUGGCUUCAGAACUCCAAGAUAGGUUGAUAAGUUUUUU
This is a messenger RNA of Sceloporus undulatus (fence lizard), 4282 nucleotides long. RefSeq names its product CD81 molecule (gene CD81). Gene Ontology annotation, cellular component: membrane. Bases 154 to 873 code for a protein of 239 amino acids. The transcript is spliced from 8 exons. Lineage: Eukaryota; Metazoa; Chordata; Lepidosauria; Squamata; Phrynosomatidae. The record is from RefSeq and is a predicted model, not a curated record.